GAGCCCCUUAGGCCAGAGGAAGUUCUGUAUCAGGACAGUGUUCUGCACUAUGACGACACCGGGAAGUGGAAGGAGAGGUUUGUGGUGAUGAGAGCCAAUCACAGCUUGGAGUGUCAUGACAACCAGGAGAGCUUCAGUAAAGGUGUUCCGGCCAGACAGAGACUCCUGCCAACAGGGGGCGUAGUUCUGACAUCAGAGGACAAGUACUCAGCGCUGGUGGACAAGGCCUUCCCUGACCCUAAAUGUUUGAAGGAGGAGACAUCUCCCCCCAUGGUAGUGGUACCUUCCGGUCAGUUCCCUGUCUACCUCAGACUGCCCUGA
This is a messenger RNA of Oncorhynchus keta (chum salmon), 321 nucleotides long. RefSeq names its product protein Niban 1-like. The record is from RefSeq and is a predicted model, not a curated record. The annotation marks the transcript as partial. The transcript has 3 exons. Lineage: Eukaryota; Metazoa; Chordata; Actinopteri; Salmoniformes; Salmonidae.